AUGGUUGUCGUUGCUCCUGUAAAUCCAAAUGCAGUUGUAGUAGCAUUAGUUACGACUGGAUGUUUGAAAUCAGAAUUUGAUUCAACUUAUCCUAUUCAUUUAAAUGGAAUAAUAAGACAAGAUGAAUUUCAGCAAUCAAUUCAUAAUAUUAAUCAAACAAUCUCUUCACGAAAAUCUCUUCUUAUUUUGGGUCUUAUCUGUAUUAUUUGUACAGUAGGUGGAAUGAUAUUAUUUAUUAGUGGCAGCCUAACAGCUUCAAAACUUGGUUCACAUGGAUUUCCUAUAUUACUUGGUAUUGGAUUAGGAGUGUUUGUUUUAGGAAUGUUAACCUUAUCAUGUGGAUGUUUUAUUGUACAAACAAGACGUAUGACUCGAAUGCGACAAGCAGUUGCAAAUGAAUCAAUAAAAUAUUCGACCCGAACACCAACACCAUGUAGUUGGCGAUUAGAUGCAACUAGAGCUUGGGCUGGAGGAUACGGACGUGGUCAGAGAAUUAGAUUGGUUUACCAUUUAAUUAUUGAAAUUGGACAUUCUAAUCUUCCACAAAAUGGAAAUUUAUCAUAUCAAUUCAAUCAAGCUGUUCCUCAAUCAACAGUAUUUUCUUCACAACAAAAUAAUAUGCCACCUCCACCAUAUUAUGAUCAAUCUGCUGCAGGAUUUUGUUCUCAAUGUGGAAUACCUAGAGAAAGUAUUACAUCAAAAUUUUGUUCGUCAUGUGGUCAUCCUUUCCAUUAUUAA
Messenger RNA from Adineta steineri, 738 nucleotides. NCBI's taxonomy places the organism in Eukaryota, Metazoa, Rotifera, Eurotatoria, Adinetida, Adinetidae. The record is from the annotation of a GenBank genome assembly.